UUGAUGUUCCAAGACGCUCUCGUGCAUCCAACCGUUCAACCAGUCCUCUCGAGAUAGCUGCCAUCGUCUUGUCAGCCAUCGAAUUACCCAGGGAUCGGUCGAUCGAUCGACAUCCAUCAUACAGCAUCGACUACUUUCGCCUUCGACAUCCACUUUACUCUUCGAACCAUACACCUUCUUCUUGCUGAACCAUAACGACCUCGAUCUAGGGAAUCCUCUACACAAGUCAUUCGUAUAGAAACCGAACAGCACAGAUCGCAAAAGGAUGUCCGCACCGCCAACGUUGGAGAGCAUCCCAGAGGAGAUCCUGACGAACAUCGGCGUUCACCUCGCACUCCUCCCUGAUACCCCACCUCCGUCCUCAUCGACAGCAUCAUCGCCAGAUGAAUCAUGUCCGUUGAGAGCAUCCUCUAGACAUAUCCAGAAAACCAGUCCUCACCCACACGCCCUCAUCCCCUUGCUUCAAACCUCGAAAUACAUCCACUCUCAAUUAUGCCUCAAGAACAAUCCUAGGUUGUACGCAGAGAUCUUUGCGGAGCGAUUCGAUACGGGGGCGAUCUUGAGGCGGGAGGGGGAACGGUUGAAGAGCGAGAAUGGGCAGAGUCGCGGGUCAGAGGACGAAGUCGAUAUCGAUGACGAUAUCUAUAUCACUUCCGAGAGCACUGGCGAUAUCGACCUCGAUGUGGAUAUCGAGAACCGCAUCGAAGAUUCUGCCGCGGAGAGGAGUAGAGGUAUAAAGGCACGUGGGAUGGCACGCGAACUCCGAAGACGUUGUAUCGCCUUGCAUAACCUACAUCGGGCUGUUCAACUCGAGGAUGCAAAGAUCUUGAAGGAAGAGGACGUCUGGACGAUCUACCUGAUGUUGCUCGAAAACGAUGGGAAGAACCUGCAAUACCUGCUCGAUCCAGCCCCACCUCCCGUAGCUCCCACCUCUACCCCCGCCUCCCUUUCUCCGACCGCAACCUCGUCAACGCCCAGGUUCCAUCUCCCCAAGCCUAAAACUACCCCGCCGACGCCCGCCCGUACAGGUGUUCUUAUGGAUUACCUGGCUUUGUAUCAUAACGAGCUCGUCAACGAUGCCACCCAGCCCGGACUACCGAGCACGAGUUGUGAGAGGAUUCUGUUGGUCUGGAUCAUAUGGUUGUUGACUUCACGGGCGUUGAUCGAGUCGGAGGAUGUGGACGUGUUGGAAGAGUUCUUGUUCGUGCUCCGGCCUUAUGUCUUUGCUGCAGGUCAAUUCGACAUCUUCUUCGGACCUUGGACGUACCCUCACCUCCCUCUCCAUCCCGGCGUGCCCCCGUCUUCCCUCCCUCCACUCCCACCCUCAAACGCCCGUCGGAACCCUUACAAAGCAGAACUAUCCCUCCAUCCGCGUUCAGUCGCCAUAGAACACUACGGCCGGCGCCUGAGGAUCGCUCCGCCCGUACUGAGUCACGCAGCGAUCAUGAACUUUUUCGCUAGGGUGGACAAGUUGCUGGUGAGGGUGCAGAUGGUCGGGAACGUGACGAAUAUAGGGAACGGGAAUCAGAUCACGCCCGAGCAAAAUCGAGUGAUCGUCUUUCAGCCGAGGAGAACCUCGAGGUACACGUCAUAUACCUCAGUAGAUGAUUCCGUGUUACACGACCAGGAUUACAAGCGUCUGACACGGUGCAUCGAUCCGAGGUCGUUAGACGGGAUGGGGAUCGAGGAUUGGUACGGUCGCUUUAACGGAUGUUGGGAAGGUAAUUUCUCGUUCUUCGAUUUCGAUGCUUAUCGAAAUAUGUUGAGCGGAGAACCGAGUGCGCUAUAUGAGGGUCAGUUUGGGGAACAAUCGCAAGUCUGGAAGAUGAGGGAGGUGUAUGUCCGGCCGACCAGGACAGCCGGAUCAGUCGCAGGGCCGUCGACGGCGGCACCGUCAUCGUCGGCGGUCCCGUCAUCGUCGGCGGUCCCGAGACGACCGCAAGCUAGAACCGUUCUGUCCGGCCUGUCAGAAGCUUCGGAAGACUCGACGACGUCUUCUACCAACUCUGAGACCCCAGCGAGCAUGUCCGCUGCCUUGAAUGCCGGAUUCGCUCCGACCACAUCGGCCUUUGACCGGAUCGUGCCCAUGCUUCCAAAUCAAGGACGAACGCACAGCUCGAGCAUGACCACCAACGCCGUGGUCAGUCUGCUCGAGAGAAAUCCGACGGACGAGCAUAUCGUGGCCAUGCUAGGCGGAUUGGAGGGAUACGAGAUGGUCCCUGAGCGAGAGGUCGAGAGGAUCAUCAAACGACGUACAGAGGGGGAUGAGAAUGGAGAUCCGUGUAACGAAGGGGAUGAUCUCGAGAUCAUGUUGCUUGGUACCGGUCAUUCGGCAUGGGGUGAAUUCUUGCUCCGAGGUCGAGUCAGACUAUGGGACGGGAUGGCGAACCUCGUCAAAGAGUAUUCGCCGGACGGACGCGGAAAAUGGGUUUACCGUGGCUACAUCGUCUCUGGAGGCGUCUUUGUUGGUCGCUGGCGGGAUUGUGUGACUCCCGACGAGUACGUCGGAUACGAAGGCACUUUUACGCUGUCACAACGAGUCGAUGUCACGCAGUGAUCAGAUGUGAAUGCCACACGUCCCGACUAUCAGGACCCAAAUGUAUACUUGCGCCUUCUUGCCCGCCCUUGCUUUGUGUAUCGCUUCUUGUAUCCACUUUCCUGUUCAGCGUUGUUUUUAUAUGUAUCAGAUCUCCUCGAUAAUCGUUCGAUGCCAGAAGAAUCACGUUG
Molecule: messenger RNA, 2727 nt
Organism: Filobasidium floriforme
Lineage: Eukaryota; Fungi; Basidiomycota; Tremellomycetes; Filobasidiales; Filobasidiaceae
Exons: 11
Coding region: 266-2557 (763 amino acids)
Source: RefSeq, a predicted model, not a curated record